GUCUGCCUGUCUGUCUGUCUGUCUGUCUGUCUGUCUCUGCAGUGCUGGAGCAGGACUCGACCAGGUUACCGUGGAGAUGCCUGCCUUGCUCGGGUCCCUGCCCAGAGGCGUCAACCCUCCCAGUUUACCCAGCAUGCCUCGAGGUGUGACCAUACCCAGUCUGCCCAGGGGGAUGUCGCUGCCGAGGGCCGUCGCUAUGUCGACCGUAUCCCAGGCUCCUCGGAGGCUGCUGCAGGACUGCUGCUCGGUGCUGGACCAUCAGACACCCGGAGGUUUGUGCGGUUGCUGCUGGGCUCUACGUCCUCGCUACAAGCGGCUGGUUGAUAAUAUUUUCCCAGAAGACCCUGAAGACGGUCUGGUGAAAGCCAACAUGGAGAAGCUGACGUUCUUCGCUCUGUCUGCUCCGGAGAAACUGGACCGCAUCGCUGCGUACCUGUCCGAGAGACUGACCAGAGAGCUGAGCCGCCACCGCUACGGGUAUGUGUGCAUAGCGAUGGAGGCGAUGGAGCAGCUGCUGCUGGCCUGUCACUGCCAGAGCAUCAACCUGCUGGUGGAGAGUUUCCUCAGCACGCUGCGUCUGCUGCUGGAGGCCGACAGGCCACACCUGCACAUGCUGGCCACCAACUCUGUACGUGGCGUGGUCAGAGACGACGCUUCUGGAUCCGACGAGCUCGCAGGUGACCAUGAGCUGCGGCCAUCGUCCCAUGGAGAGACCGUCCCCGCUCUGCUGGCAACCUGCAGCACCCUACACAAACCAGCCGCCGUUCUCCUUCUUCCUUCUGUGUGCAUCGCGAGCUCCAGCGCAGCAGGACCAUCUGAGAGAAACCCCAUGUCUGCAGGAGGUCCUAGCAGUGGCAGUACAGCUCUACCUCCGUACGCG
Molecule: messenger RNA, 880 nt
Organism: Larimichthys crocea (large yellow croaker)
Lineage: Eukaryota; Metazoa; Chordata; Actinopteri; Sciaenidae
Exons: 8
Biological process (GO): protein localization to plasma membrane
Cellular component (GO): plasma membrane
Source: RefSeq, a predicted model, not a curated record